AUGUGCUACAUGUUAAAAAACUUUGCGUUCGGGAGACGUACAGACAAUGACCGAAGGUCCGUAAAGAACCGGCAUACUGCGUAACUGGAUAAUACACACGUUCUUUUUCUGUCCGAAAUUAAGUUGCUUCUGCACAAUGCCUUGUAACUCGUACAUUUGUCCGUGUAUUUUUUCAUUAAAUUUUGGGCUUCGUAGGCACUUUAAACAUGUUAGUUAUGAUUUUCACCAUGCCUCGCAUCAUGCCUCGCUGCCUCGCAUCAUGCCUCGCAGAUCAUGCCUCGCUGCCUCGCACUAUAGUUAAACUCAAUUUCCGGUGUAAAUAUUUACUUUUUUGCAACAUAAUUACAAAGGUCACAGUCUUUUCACCGCCAUUCUUGAUCUGUUUUAAAAACUAUUUUACAUCGCAAUUUACUUUACAAAAAUGGCAAUAUUUUUAUUGCAACAAUUUAAAUAUAAAAGGAAAUCUUAGUUUGUGUGAUACAGAUGAAAUAUCUCAUGGAUUUGUUGGUUUAUUUUCGUUUUUUAUACAGACGUUGGCAACAAGGAAAAUUUGAAGCCGAAAGGCCAAGGCCUAAACAACAUGCCUGGUUUCACAUGAUACCCAUAAUAAUAAUAUCUGUUUAUUUGCCUUUUACACAACAUUUUUAAUAUCUUUUUUAAAUGUGUAGGGAAUGAGAGCAGAUGCCUUCUUUUAGACGAUAUUCCUGGCAGUAACUUAGACUUGUCUCACCUGACUUCAUAUUGUGUGGAUCAAUUAAAAUUUUGGCUUGUCGUGGAGAUUCAUUAAAAAAUCUACAUACUAAAGCUUGCCUUGUAUUCAAAAGUUCAUGGUAAUGUAUAAAUUUGAGUUUUGCUUAGUCUAUUUUUAUUCAAGAAGCACAACAUCUAUAAAAUUUGUUUUCUUAUCUGUAGAAUCAAUAACUAUGUUAGAAAUGGUCAGCAAGAUAACUUGGUUGAUCCUACUGCUAAUCAAAUAUAUGUGCAGGGAAAGGAAUUGCAACAGGAGAAAGCCCAAAACACAAACACUGUCACAAAUUCAAAUAUGUGUCUGAAAGGUAAAAUUGUCAUUGUCUAAUUGUCAUUGUGUAAUUGUCAUUGUCAUUACAUGUAAUAUUGCAUUCAUAAAUAUUAAUUUUGCAUUCAUUCAUGUAAUUUUGUCAUUACAUGUAUUAUUCCCUUUCCCCCUUUGCAAGAUAGCAGACACUUCUUUUUCGAGGGUAAAAUAUUAAAUUUUUUGUGAUAAAAGGAGUACUUUGUAAGUUUAUUUAUGUUUAUAUGAACACCUAAACAUCCCGCAAAAGUUGUUACGAGAAUAAUUAUGGAUGAGGAUACGCUUGAAGAAGAAAAAUCUGUCAAGCUUGAUGAACCAUGUGCUCCAACAACAACAGCGAUGGAACCCGACAGCUAAUUUUUCCGAUAUCGCCUAAUCUCCGAUUUCAAAAAAUCAAGAAAGCAACAAGCCCCUUAUGAAAUGUUAGAUUAUAAUCUUUACAAAGCGUGUGCAGAUAUGAUUGCAUUUUCAACCUCACAGGAAAGGUUGGUCAAGUGGAUUAAAGCAUUUUAUUUCCGUUAUUACCUGAGCCUAAACGAAAACCCCUUAUUUAAUGUUCGAUGGGAUGCCUCGGAAUGUGAUAAAAUUCAAAUAUCUCUCACCCACUCUACAAACAACUCAAUUGACAAUUUAAUUACAAUAACCAUUUCCAUCUCUACUGGCAGAAUACAAAUUCAGGGGAAACCCUUGAAAUCAUGGGGAAACAUUGAAUUUGAUAUCCUUAAGCCUAGUUCUCAUUCAUCGCAAACCGUCGGCGAUAGGAGCUUUGCGACGUCGGCGACCGCUUGCCAUUUAUGAGAACACGUCAAAAAUUAUAUCGCCGAUUGUCCAUAAUCGUCGCCGACCAUCGGCAAUGACAUCGCAGGAAACAAAAAAGUUUGUUUCUUGCGACCAUCGCCGACUGCCACCUGCUUGAAAAAUCUAUGAGAAAUGAGUAAAAGUUGUUUUUUUCUCUACAAGCAAGGAAAUAAUCAAUUGAAGUUUGACAGAAAUAAUGAACUUUACGUUGAAUGGGGCCAUUUUGUAGGAAAUUUGGGAAAUUUUGAAACACAUCGGCUGUCAUCUGCGACGAUCACCGAUGUAUGAGAACUUUCGUGCAUUCGCGCUUGGCGAGUAUCGGCGAUAAGCGUCGCCGAUCGUCGGUGACAGUUUGCGAUGAAUGAGAACUAGGCUUUAUGAAUAUGAUUAACUCCACUGAUGAACUUAAACAGCAAAAUUCAACGAAAAAUUAGAUCAAUUCCUUGAUAAAGCAAAACGAGAGAGUGAGAUCAUCAAGCAAGAGAGAAAUAAGUCAAGCAAAUCCCAAACCUCUGAGAAAGUUGUUAGCCCAAACACACCAGUUCAAUCAGCAACUCAAAAUGAAGCUAACACUCCAUGUGAAAGAUUCUUCUCCAUGAUCAAGACCCAGGCAGCCACCUUAGAAUCUGAUAUGGUUAAUUUCAAACAAGAAAUUUUGAAAUCCUUAGAAGAUGUCAUGGAGACACUAGAACAAAAAGACAACCAAAUUGUACUGCUAAAUGAUAAAAUUAGUCAGGCACGUUCAAAUGAUAUUGUCAGGAAACAAACAAUAAGUGACUUAAGUUUAAAGCAGCAUGAGCAACAAGAAGAAAUUAAUAAACUUAAGCAUACAAUAAAAAACCAACAACAACAAAUUCAAAGCUUGAAGCUAAAGUUCAAUACCCUUCGAUUCCACAAUGUCCCUAGUAGUUCAGAACCUCACACACAGAUUCAAGACCAGGAUGAAAACCCAGAACCCAACGAAUACCCUGAUCAUCCUUCAAGUAAUGAAGCAAGAUCUGUUACAACUAAUAGACAACCAAAAUCACCUGAACCCUCAUCACAAGGAAAGUUAUCUUUUUCUGUUCCAACAAAAAAUCAAUUCUCACCUUCCAAUGAUGAAGCCAGUGCUGCUGACCCAACAGAAGUAAGCUCUCGAUACCCUGAUCACCAAGCACUGGACAAUGAUUAUUCAAUUCCUACUGUAAAAACAUAUAAUGGCGAAACAAUUGUAAUGUGCGAUUCAAACGGCCGACUUUUAAACAUUAAACGCCUCUGCCCUAAAUCACUGUAUUCAUACAUUAGAUGUCCAACACUUAAGCAUGCUGAAGAGAUCAUCAGCACUAGUGUUUUCACUAAUCCAAAAACCUUGAUUUUCCACUGUGGCACGAAUGAUUUGGAUCAUAACAUUGACAAUUCCAAAAUAUGUUCAGACACAUUAAAGGUUAUUGAUCAAAUCAAGGUCAAAUAUCCUGAAUGUUAAAUUAUCCUGUCUUCAUUACUUCCUAGAAUGGACAACCAGCAACCCUGUAUUUUGUUAAACCAGAAAAUUAAAGAAAAAUGCACAAAUAAAAUGUGCUUCACGUAAACCACAGUGGUGUCUUUGCUUCUUACCAACAUUUUUAUGAUAGAAAACAAUUAAAUGAGUUUGGAAUCAGAGUUUUCACUAAAAACCUCAAAGCUUCCUUCUUCCAAGUAAAUGGUGACUCAACCGGUAUACGCAAGACAAAUGAUAAGCAAUCAACCCCUAGUCGUGAUGGUCAAAAUAACAAAGUAAGCCAAGAUUCUCCCAAGCCCACCUGGGUUCAGGAUAACCCUCAUCAGGCACCAGCGACAAAUGAACAACACAAAUCCACACCACUUAUGAAUGUUGGAUUGCCACCUGGUUUUAUUCCAUCAACUAGCAACUUCGAACCUCCAUAUUUUAACCCACCCGCCUUUAACGCCAUCCCUGGAUUUAUUCCACCACCAUUCCUUUUACCAACCAACUACUCCACAACACCACCUAAUAUCCCACCCACCCACUUCUCAAAUCAAGCAAUCAACCUCCCUGAAGCUAAUAUACCACCCAUUCCAGCUAACCCAACCAAAGUUCAUCAACCCCCAAGAAAAAUCCAUAUACAACACCAGUCAACACAGGUUUACCACCUCACCUGGUUCAACUCAUCAAACUAA
Molecule: messenger RNA, 4003 nt
Organism: Paramuricea clavata
Lineage: Eukaryota; Metazoa; Cnidaria; Anthozoa; Malacalcyonacea; Plexauridae
Source: the annotation of a GenBank genome assembly